This is a messenger RNA of Myotis lucifugus (little brown bat), 2808 nucleotides long. RefSeq names its product SEC14 like lipid binding 1 (gene SEC14L1). Bases 150 to 2297 code for a protein of 715 amino acids. Gene Ontology annotation, biological process: negative regulation of RIG-I signaling pathway. The record is from RefSeq and is a predicted model, not a curated record. Gene Ontology annotation, cellular component: cytoplasm; cytosol. NCBI's taxonomy places the organism in Eukaryota, Metazoa, Chordata, Mammalia, Chiroptera, Vespertilionidae. The transcript has 17 exons. Gene Ontology annotation, molecular function: RIG-I binding.
GGAGCCUGUGAAUUAGCAGACUUCGGGCUCCUGGAGGAUAGUCCACGUCUACUCUUGAGGAUCCUCUCCCCGGACUCGGCGCACAGCAACACCCUUAAUGAUCAUCCUCUGCAGGGCAGGUGUGAGAAGAUUGCAGGUACAUUACAAUCAUGGUGCAGAAAUACCAGUCCCCCGUGAGGGUGUACAAACACCCCUUCGAGCUGAUUAUGGCCGCCUACGAAAGGAGGUUCCCCACGUGCCCGCUGAUCCCGAUGUUUGUGGACAGUGACACUGUGAAUGAAUUCAGGAGUGAGGACGGGGCCAUUCACAUCAUAGAAAGACGCUGCAAAUUGGACAUAGACGCACCCCGGCUGCUGAAAAAGAUUGCGGGAGUUGACUAUGUUUAUUUCGUCCAGAAAAACUCACUGAAUUCCCGGGAGCGCACUUUGCACAUUGAGGCCCAUAAUGAGACGUUUGCUAACCGGGUCAUCAUUAAGGAGCACUGCUGCUACACCGUUCACCCUGAAAAUGAAGAUUGGACCUGUUUCGAACAGUCUGCAAGCUUAGAUAUUAAAUCUUUCUUUGGUUUUGAAAGUACAGUGGAGAAAAUUGCAAUGAAACAAUAUACCAGCAACAUUAAAAAAGGAAAGGAAAUAAUUGAGUACUACCUUCACCAGCUGGAGGAGGAGGGCAUCACCUUCGUGCCCCGCUGGACUCCGCCGCCCCUGGCGCCCUCUGCGGAGACGGCCGCGUCGUGCAGGAAGCGAGCCGCGUCGCUGGCCUCGGUGGCCCCAGAGGCUGCGCAGAAGGAAGGGCUGAGCAGCGAGGCCCUCAGCAGCCCGAGCGGGGCCUCUGAGCCCGCCGCAGGGACCCCCGAUGACAAGCUGGACGCAGACUACAUUAAGAGGUACCUGGGCGACCUGACUCCGCUGCAGGAGAGCUGCCUGAUCCGGCUGCGCCAGUGGCUCCAGGAAACCCACAAGGGCAAAAUCCCCAAAGAUGAGCACAUUCUCCGGUUCUUACGCGCCCGGGACUUCAACAUCGACAAAGCCAGAGAGAUCAUGUGCCAGUCGCUGACCUGGCGCAAGCAGCACCAGGUGGACUACAUCCUGGACACCUGGAACCCGCCCCAGGUCCUGCAGGACUACUACGCGGGAGGCUGGCACCACCACGACAAAGACGGGCGGCCCCUCUACGUGAUCCGGCUGGGACAGAUGGACACCAAAGGCCUGGUGAGGGCCCUCGGGGAGGAGGCCCUGCUCAGAUACGUCCUCUCCAUCAACGAGGAAGGGCUGAGACGCUGUGAAGAAAACACCAAAGUCUUCGGCCGGCCCAUCAGCUCGUGGACCUGCCUGGUGGACCUGGAGGGGCUGAACAUGCGCCACCUGUGGAGGCCCGGCGUCAAGGCCCUGCUGCGCAUCAUCGAGGUGGUGGAGGCCAACUACCCCGAGACGCUGGGCCGCCUGCUCAUCCUGCGGGCCCCCCGGGUGUUUCCUGUGCUCUGGACGCUGGUCAGCCCGUUCAUCGACGACAACACCAGGAGGAAGUUCCUCAUCUACGCCGGGAACGACUACCAGGGCCCCGGGGGCCUGCUGGACUACAUCGACAAGGAGGUCAUCCCCGACUUCCUGGGCGGGGAGUGCAUGUGUGAAGUGCCGGAGGGCGGGCUGGUCCCCAAGUCCCUGUACCGGACCGCGGAGGAGCUGGAGAACGAAGACCUCAAGCUCUGGACCGAGACCAUCUACCAGUCCGCCAGCGUCUUCAAAGGAGCCCCGCACGAGAUCCUCGUUCAGAUCGUGGAUGCCUCUUCGGUGAUCACGUGGGAUUUUGACGUGUGCAAAGGGGACAUUGUGUUCAACAUCUACCACUCCAAGCGGUCACCACAGCCGCCCAAGAAGGACUCCCUGGGGGCGCACAGCAUCACGUCUCCCGGGGGCAACAACGUGCAGCUGAUCGACAGGGCCUGGCAGCUGGGCCGGGACUACAGCAUGGUGGAGUCGCCGCUGAUCUGCAGAGAAGGGGAGAGCGUGCAGGGCUCCCACGUGACCCGGUGGCCGGGCUUCUACAUCCUGCAGUGGAAAUUCCACAGCAUGCCCGCGUGCGCCGCCACCAACCUGCCCCGUGUGGACGACGUGCUGGCCUCCCUGCAGGUCUCCUCCCACAAGUGUAAAGUGAUGUACUACACCGAGGUGAUCGGCUCCGAGGACUUCAGAGGCUCCAUGACCAGCCUGGAGUCCAGCCACAGUGGGUUCUCCCAGCUGAGCGCCGCCACCACCUCCUCCAGCCAGUCCCACUCCAGCUCCAUGGCUUCCAGGUAGUGCCGCGCCGCCUCUCCUCGGACAGCCCAGCGCUCCACCAGCGGCCAGUGCUGAGCCUCUCGCCCCACCCUAGGUAGCAGGUAGCUCUCGUAGUCACUGAUCCCGACUCUGGACAGGUAGCUUCACUCUAACUCACCAAUAUCUAUAGGCGUUGUAUGCAGCGCGCAAGGGCUGUCGCGCAGGAGCGCAGUUCAUGUGCCAGUUAAGAGGCAGACUCUGCCUCCAAUGCAAAGGCAAAAAAUGUCUGGACCACCCUCCACACUGUCCACGCGUCCCUCCCCACCCUCCUGCGGGGAGCGGCUGCGACUUGUCCCCCCCCCGCAGCCCUCACCUCCCUGCUGCACCGGCCUGUCACGGACUGAGCGGCAGCCUGCGGCCUCCUUAGAACAGACGCCGCUUAAGCUGGAAGGACUGAGAGCCAGAUGAUCCACGGCUCUCCAGUGGGUGCUGGGUCCGGGCUCCUGUGACGCCAGGCACCCGCCAUCAUUAAACACGAUUGUCUCUCUCCUUU